Molecule: messenger RNA, 988 nt
Organism: Quercus lobata
Lineage: Eukaryota; Viridiplantae; Streptophyta; Magnoliopsida; Fagales; Fagaceae
Product: thaumatin-like protein 1
Exons: 2
Coding region: 43-777 (244 amino acids)
Source: RefSeq, a predicted model, not a curated record
ACUAGCUCUUAUAAACCUUUAGAUAAAUCAAAACAUUCAUCAAUGGGGAUUCGAGUAGUCUUUCUCCUCACUUUGGCCUCGCUCUAUUUUUCAGGGGCUCACUCAGCUACAUUUGCAAUCACAAACAACUGCCCAUUCAAAGUCUGGCCAGGAACCUUAACUGGCUCCGGCGGUCCUCAGUUAUCUCUAUUAACUGGUUUGGAGUUAGCAUCCGGUGCUUCAUCCUCUCUUAAUGUCCAUCCCCCAUGGUCUGGUCGGUUUUGGGCACGAUAUCAAUGUUCUAAGGACCACUUUGGAAAGUUUAGUUGCAGCAGUGGAGACUGUGGAUCAGGUCAAAUAGCAUGCAAUGGUGCUGGUGCAAUUCCACCAGCAUCCCUAGUGGAAUUCACAGUUGCAACAAAUGGUGGACGAGAUUUCUAUGAUGUUAGUCUUGUGGAUGGCUUUAAUUUGCCAAUCUCAGUAACCCCCCAUGGUGGAAAAGAAGGGUGUCAUACCACAAGCUGCAGAGCUAAUGUGAACACAGUUUGUCCUCUCGAGUUGGCUGUGAAAGCAUCAGAUGGUAGUGUAAUUGCUUGCAAGAGUGCAUGUUUGGCAUUCAAACAGCCACAAUACUGUUGUACAGGUGAUUUUGGUUCGCCAGAUACAUGCUCGCCAUCUAACUAUUCAAGGAUUUUCAAGGACCAAUGUCCACAAGCAUAUAGCUAUGCUUAUGAUGAUAAAUCUAGCACCUUUACUUGCACUGGUGGGGCAGACUAUGCCAUAACUUUCUGUCCUUAAUACAUAUAAUAAGUUAACAGCCGACCCCUUGGAAGAAAAAAAGUUGAAAAGCUUUAUAAACAAGGAUCCAAUAAGUCAAAAAGAAAUUCCGGCUGAUUGAUAAAUGUAUUGCUAUAAUUUCUUAUCAUGUUUUUCAGCUGUCAAAAACAUUUCUUGCAUAUAUGGCAACAAAUAAUUGUGUUAUUUGAAUAUGUAAUUAAUUAUUUAUGGG